AUGAGAGUAAACGAUGCCUUGGCAAGGGCUGUACAUUUGACAACGUCUAGUCAGAGAAAUAAUCAAAAAUAUACGGGAUACAAGAAACUUGAUCAACGAGUCUCAGACUUUCAAAAAGCUGCGCUGCUGCAAAAGUGUUACCAAAUCAAUGAACAAGAGAACAAGUUGGAUCAAUCAGGAACAGUAGAUAAACUUCUUUCAGAUGCUUCAAAAAUAUGUGGGCAUUCAACCAAUGCCGCAUCGUCCACUGCAUAUUCAAGCAGCAUUCAUACUCCAUACGACCCAUUAUUUGACUUCGAAACAACAACCAACAGCACUUCAUUAUCAGGGUGUGCAAGCCAAGCAAAAGUUCCUCUCGAUGCCUCGACCUUCCAUGGUCAGUCGCAGAAAAUUGACCGCAGCAUUUUUUAUAUCAGUAUAUCUUCAAACACGGAGAGAGUUUCCAUACUCAAAGUAGACAUCUUCAGUUUGACGGGUGUUCAGCUGGAAAAGCUUACCGCCAGCAAUAGGCCCAACCGAUUGGCAACAAUGGAAGAAUGGCAGAGACACACGAAAUGGCAAUUCAACAAAUAUGAAUGA
Molecule: messenger RNA, 579 nt
Organism: Umbelopsis ramanniana AG
Lineage: Eukaryota; Fungi; Mucoromycota; Umbelopsidomycetes; Umbelopsidales; Umbelopsidaceae
Exons: 5
Coding region: 1-579 (192 amino acids)
Source: RefSeq, a predicted model, not a curated record